AUGAAUGAGUUAGGUCGCGGGUACGCCCGCAUUGAAGCAAUGCGUGGUGCUCGAGGGGAGCCCAUGGGCAGUGUCCCGGAGCCCAGCCCACCACCUCCAGAUAAAUAUAACUCCGUUUAUUUUACCCUGUUUGUUUCCGGUGCUGCUUUCUUACUACCAUUUAACAGUUUCAUAAUGGCAGUAGAUUACUUCCAACAUCACUAUCCAAAUUCGACGAUAAUGUUUGAUAUGUCGACUGUUUACAUCGCGUCUGCUUGUGUCGCUGUCGUCAUUAACAAUCUGCUGGUAGAUCUGUUCACUUACAACACUAGGAUAACAUUUGGUAUACUAUUGUCCCUAGCAACGAUGAUAUUUGUCGCGGUGUGCAACAUAGGAUGGGAUGGAUUUCCCAAUAAUGUGUCCUAUACUAUCAACUUAGUUGCAAUAGGAGUUGUCGCUUUCGGUUGCACAGUACAGCAAGCCUCCUAUUAUGGCUUCACAGGAUGUCUUCCUCCAAGAUAUACCCAGGCUGUUAUGGCAGGCGAAAGCGCUGCCGGUUUCUGGGUGUCUUUGGACAGAAUUAUGACGAAGUUCGAAUUCAGUGAACCUCAAAGAAGUACAUUUAUGUUCUUCACAUUCUCCAUACUCAUACUUUUGGGUCACUCGGUGCUCCAUCACUUGAUGAUGCGGCAUCCUCUUGUUCUACAUUACCUAAGGCUCACCGUGGAGUCCCGUCACAGGCGACGCAUUCAGCUACAUUUAAAUCCUACUGAAGAUGCUACUUUGAUGGAGAGUGAGGCUGGUGACGCAACUUAUGGUGUGUUGAAGUUACAAAGCCCUGCUCCUUCGAAUACAGGUGAAACAGAUAACGCGUUCAGUUUCGCUAAUCCCGUUUACUCACCAACUGCGAGUGGCCCAGAGCCUAGAAGCUCUAGUGGUGCUUCACCACCUCCAAGUGCUUCUCAACCUUCAGCUUCCCCUUCCGCGCUGCAAACCCCAAGGCCUUCAUACAAAGUUGAGGACGUGGUCUUCGAACCACCAGACCGACCUACCUCAUGGAGGGGCUUUAAACGUAGCGUGCAGGCACGAUGGUCAGUUGCAAGAGCCAUCUACCCUUACAUGGUUUCCAUCGGUCUGGUCUACUUCACAACACUGAGUUUAUAUCCCGGAAUUGCUUCUGAGGUACCUUCAUGUCGACUGGGGUCUUGGAUGGCUAUCGUUCUGAUGUCAUCUUUCAACUUCUUUGACUUAAUAGGAAAGUUUGCAGCGGCAUGGCCUUACGAAUGGAGUCGCAGCCAGCUACUGAUGGCCAGUGGUCUGCGGCUGCUGCUAGUUCCUUUACUUCUACUAUGUGCAGCACCUCGGCAUUCACCUCACAUUAUUGGUGACAUUUACCCAAUUAUGUUCUCCGUCAUAUUGGGCUUUUCAAACGGCUUGUUUGGAUCGGUUCCGAUGAUAAUGGCUCCUUCUCGAGUUGGGAGAGAACACCGCGAAAUAGCUGGUAACAUGAUGACGCUUUCAUACAAUGGCGGGUUAUUAUCUGGUACUCUUGUAUCGUACUUGCUUCUUAACAUGCUGGGACCGCCAACCGGAUCACCAUGUCGGAUAUACCCCACUCCGCCUUUACCAACAUUACCACCUAUUAUUACUACACCAUCUAACAUUACUUUUAUUACAACGCCUCAUUAA
Pieris macdunnoughi is the source of this 1668-nucleotide messenger RNA. Lineage: Eukaryota; Metazoa; Arthropoda; Insecta; Lepidoptera; Pieridae. The record is from the annotation of a GenBank genome assembly.